Gongylonema pulchrum is the source of this 147-nucleotide messenger RNA. NCBI's taxonomy places the organism in Eukaryota, Metazoa, Nematoda, Chromadorea, Rhabditida, Gongylonematidae. The record is from the annotation of a GenBank genome assembly.
AUUGCGAUUAUUUGGGUGCCAACUUUGCUGGCAUUUGCAUUUGCAUUCCAUCUUGUGAUGCGUAACAGUGGUCAGGAACCAUGGGAAGCCACAGAAGUGGUAUCGAUUUAUUAUAUAUUUGUAGAAAUUUUUCCGAAUGAGUACUAA